AGAAGAUGAUUAGGGCUGUGAGGAAUGUCUGAACUUUGAAGAUGGUGAACUGGAAUGUAGGUGCAGAUCAUGGGGAUUCGUGUUUGGAUUUGGAUUUGGCACAGUUACGAAGAACAAACAACCAUGAUCUCUCUAACUUACUAGUGCAGUAAUAAUGGAGAGUAGGUGAAAUGGUCGUUUUAUGAGACAAUGAAAAAGAGAUUAUGAGAGAGAGAGAGAAGCUGAGGUCAUGAAUGCAUCCAUUAGUUUCUCCCUCCCCUCUUCUUUAAAUACCUUGUCUUUUGCUGCUUUACAAGUCCAAUGGGAAGUGUGAAAGCCUCUCUGGAGGAGAUACUAACAAGCUUCUGGUUAGCAAUGCAGCCAGCCAAUGCUAGUUUGUGUUCCUUUGAUGAUUUGUCCUGCUUCAUCCCUAAUGGGUUGCAGAGGAAGAACAGCUUUAAUGAUUUUCUGAGCUGGAACAAAAAGCUGCGGAUAGAAGUAGAACACGGAACGACCUGGUUGCAUUACUCUCGUUGUCGUGCCAAGCAAGGGAAUUUAAGGGGUGGGUAUGAUGCUGUCUUUUCCAAGGAGAUCAGAAGAUGUUUCUGGGGUUAACCGAUUGCUGGUUGUCCAUUGAUCAUGCGCUGAUUGUGGUGGCUGAACUUGCCACUGUUUAUAGUGAUUCAGCUCUUAAAUCCGUGUAGGUUGAACCAGAAAAUACAUGUGGAAGCUUUACUUGCUUUCAAGAGUUCAGUUAGCAAUUGUCAACACUUGCAUAGUUGGUACGGAUGCUUGAAAUCAUGGAGAGGGCCAUUAUUUCCUUGUUGCAUGGGGCCCCUACACAUUGUUCUCAUACUGCAUCAACUAAUUUAUCACCGAGUUCUUUGACUUCAUCUCCUGUAAAAAAAUUUAUUCUAUUUCAAUCCAAUCUCUAUAAAUCAAGAAAAACAAGGAUAGCUGCCACUGUUGGUGGAGACAAUGGUGUUCCAACCCUCACACCAUCACAAACUGAUUUUGUUGAGAGACCAGGAAAGCAGAGAUUAGCAACCAUAGUCGGUGGAAGUGCUGUUGGCGCUUUGCUUCUUGUUAUCAUUGCAGUGCUUGUCUUUAUCUACUUGUUGCGUGCCAAAAGAUUUGUGAGGAGGACAUCUGAGACAGAAUCUUCUGCAGCAUCUACACAUGUUGACUGCCCAAGAGAGAAUGGUUCCCGACAAGCUGGUACUGUCUCUUCCUAUGAAACACAAAAUCUUAGGCAGCUAACAAUAGCGGAGCUGGAGCAUGCUACAUCCCAUUUUAGUCAGAUUAAUGUUGUUGGGGAAGGUGGCUUUGGAAUAGUGUACAAAGGAUUGCUUCAAGAUGGGUCUAUCGUGGCCAUCAAAAGACGAGUACAUGAACCGAGUCUGUCUUUUAUUUAUGAGGUGGAGAAUAUAGGUCACAUCCACCACAAGCAUACAGUCAGACUCAUCGGUUAUUGCCAAGAAAGCCAUCAACAGUUACUUGUCUAUGAGUAUCUCCCCAAUGGGAAUGUCGGGAAUCAUUUAUACGAUAGUGAAGGUUUUCCCAUUGGAAAGCUAGACAUUGGGAAACGACUGUCAAUUGCUUUGGGCACAGCCAGAGGACUGGAGUACUUGCAUAGCUUGGAGCCCCCACUCCUGCACAUGCACUUCCAAACAAGCAAUGUUCUUGUGGAUGAAAAUUUUGCUGCCAAGGUUUCUGAUUUUGGAAUCUCGAAACUAGUAGAAGAGGGAAACUGGGCUGGAUCAUCUUCAAGCAUCGAUUGCUUUCUUGAUCCAGAGUUGAGAUUAAAAACUGAGUUUUCCGAAAAGAGCGAUGUAUAUAGUUUUGGGGUAUUUUUAUUGGAACUGUUGAGUGGCCAUGAAGCUUCCUCUAUCGAUCAGUCAGGCGCAUUGCGAAAUCUAGUGGCACAGGCCUGUUGUCCAAAUGUGAAGGCUAAGGAUAUCCAUGUUCUUGAAAGUUUAGUUGACAAGGCAUUGCUGGGUAAAGCUGAAUUUCCUGUGAAAUUGAUGAUGGAACUGGUAGUAAUAUGUGUGGGCAGUGGUGAGAGAAGGCCCACAAUGAAGUGGUUGGUUGCAGUGUUAGAGCUGAUUCAAGAGAGACGAAUGGAUCAUGUCCAUACUGGUUUAGGUAAAGAGAUUGAUUCUGUGACUCUUGGGAGUGAGCUCUUCAAGUGAUAGAUGACCUGUAAGCUAUCAUUCUUUAAUUGUAUCAAUUGAUUUCAGUGACAUCCCCAACAGAAAUUCAGUUGAAAUAUGGGGAGAAAAUUCAUGUCUGUUUUAGAGAAUUGUUUAUAUAAAUGAAAUUGUUCCAAAUGAUCAUUCUUAUUUGUUUUUUGA
Molecule: messenger RNA, 2333 nt
Organism: Macadamia integrifolia
Lineage: Eukaryota; Viridiplantae; Streptophyta; Magnoliopsida; Proteales; Proteaceae
Product: probable serine/threonine-protein kinase PBL21
Exons: 11
Coding region: 768-2171 (467 amino acids)
Biological process (GO): protein phosphorylation
Molecular function (GO): protein kinase activity; ATP binding
Source: RefSeq, a predicted model, not a curated record